AUGGCCAUGGGAAUACGCACCAGUAAAGGUGGCGAGCAAGACGAAUGGGCGCCGUUCUUACAGGCCGCAUUCCGAGUCGCUGAGCAAGCGGUGGCGCAACCCGCUUUCCAACAGAUUGGUGCCGCUGCGCUCCAGCUGGGAGCCUCCUGUGCCGCUUUCAACCUUACCCUCGCCAUCACGCACGUGACUGCGGGCUGCCUGCGUAUCCAUUGCGCUACCCCUCUGCUUGGCCCGCUGUGGGGGGCGGCAUCCGUGGCGGCGGCGUCGGUGGCGGCGGGACACGUCAGCCGCAGUACGCUGGCGGCGCUGCGUCUGUCAUACUGCGAUGCUGCCAGCGGCAGCGGCAAGGGCGGUGCUAUCGCCAGCAGAACGGGCGUGGGCCUUACUCUCGCGCUUGCGUCCCUGCCUCGCCAGCUGCUCACGACCUGGGAUGGGCGCGAGGCCCUUGUAGAUGCGGUGGUGGGUCCGCUGCUGUACAAGGUCCUGUUCCGUCGGUCCUUCCGUCAGCUGCUUCCGAGCCACCUGGCGCUGCCGGGUGCCUUUGGCCGCAUGCACAUCCCCACCAGCUCGGCUGAGUACUCCACGGCAGCUGAGAAGGCGCAGCUGUCCGUCAUAUUUGGCCGGGACGGCUGCCACCAUUGCGGCACCCACAUCAACGGAGUUAUCGGGGACCACAUGCCGCCGUACAAGGUCGUACGCGACACGCUGGCGGCUCGAGAAGCGGCCAGCGGUUUGGAGAAGAUGUUGACAAAGGCCGCGGACUUCCUCGGGCUCAAGGAUGAGACUCUCAAGCAGCGUUGGGACGCCGCAGCAGCUUCCCCCGCCCUCGUGGACUUGAUCAAGUCCGGAAAGGUCGAUGUGAAGGGAAGCCGUGUGCUGGUGCCCGGAUGCGGACGCGGUUACGACCUGCCCGUGUUCCGCGCGGCUGGUGCAGCGGAGGUGGUGGGGCUGGAGCUGGCGCCCACGGCGGCACGGGAGGCGCGGACCUAUCUAAGGGAAGCUGGCGACGCGGGGCAGGAGGUGGAAGCGGAAAAAGACUCCGGUGCUGGGGCAGAAGCGGAGACGGCUGGUGUCGAGGGAAUGCGCGUGGAAGAGGGCAAUUUUUUCCUGUGGAGCGACCCGCGGGUCGGUGAUGGCAACUGGGACGUGGGCUUUGACUACACGUUCGGCUGCGCCAUGCACCCCGGUGACCGGCAGCAGUGGGCCCAGCACUGGUGUCGCCAUGUGCGGUCGGGCGGGGUGCUGGUGACGCUGGUGUUUCCAGUCAACCCGGAGGCGGACCCCGAGGCGGGGCCCCCCUACCCCGUGUCUCCGGAGCUGUACACCCAGCUGCUGUGUCCGCAAGGUUUUGAGGUGACGUAUCAGGAACCCGUGCCGGCCGAGCUGAGCCAUCCCUCCAGGGUGGGGCGUGAGGUGAUGAUGGUGUGGCGGAAGAACAGGGCUGGGGAGGCGGCAGCAGUGACGCUAACUGGUGGAAACGGUGGUGGAGCUGAGAGGGAGGCAGCGGCGGUAUUCCUGGACGAGACUGGCAAUGUUGAUAUGGCGGCGGGAGCAGCGGUGCUAACUGGAGGGACCGGUGGCCUGCUGGGGGCCCAGCUGCAGACCCGCGUGCGCGCCGAUGGCAGCUGGUGCCGCUUGCUGAAUUUGCGCAAUCUGGUAUGGCAACAUUGCCAGCUGCCUCUGAAUGCCCUCAAGCAGGUCUACGUCGAGCUUACUCGACGUGCUGCCUGUGUCCGCUAUGGAUCCGCAGAGCCUGGAGGAGUCCUCAGGCAAGCCCGUGCCACGCUGACCUUCUCCCACACGCGCGGUUCCGUGUCCGUGCCGGCGGCUGUCUCGCUGGACCCUGUGAACCACAUGCGACUGGCGCUGGUGGAUGUGGGCGUCGGGUUAUUCCAGGCCACCUUUGGAUACGGCCGUGUAUAUGUGGGCCACCUGACGCAUACUAGCUGUUCCAUCAGCACUUCCGCUUGCGUGUACUAA
Molecule: messenger RNA, 1980 nt
Organism: Volvox carteri f. nagariensis
Lineage: Eukaryota; Viridiplantae; Chlorophyta; Chlorophyceae; Chlamydomonadales; Volvocaceae
Exons: 16
Coding region: 1-1980 (659 amino acids)
Molecular function (GO): S-adenosylmethionine-dependent methyltransferase activity
Source: RefSeq, a predicted model, not a curated record